Messenger RNA from Penicillium macrosclerotiorum, 423 nucleotides. RefSeq lists its product as uncharacterized. The record is from RefSeq and is a predicted model, not a curated record. The coding region runs from base 1 to 423 and encodes 140 amino acids. NCBI's taxonomy places the organism in Eukaryota, Fungi, Ascomycota, Eurotiomycetes, Eurotiales, Aspergillaceae. The transcript has a single exon.
AUGCCCCCCUUUUUUGAGCCCCCCGAGGCGGAGGCUAUGAUUCAACCCUGGUUCGUAUGUUUGAGUCGCGUCCGAUGGGGCCAACCAAGGGUAAUCAUUGCGGAGAAUUCCAGGCUGGUGGUUCCCGGGUCCAACGAGUGGCGUUCAAACCAGUCUGACCCGGGGCACAGUCGUGAACAGAAAAAGUCCAACACAAAGGCGAGCCGGGGUGGGACCGGGGAGAACCUCGGAACCGGCGAUGACUGUAUCGUCAUCACAUCCGAAACUCCCGAUCCCAGGGAAUCCCUUAGCAAUACGAUCCAAGCAUGUCUUCCACAGGUCAAGGGAAUACGGGUGAUCAGAGUGUUCGCAGAAGACGUCUCAUUCGAAAACACGUGCGAUAGAUCCUCGGCAUCUGGUCUGGCAUCGUUCUGGAUAUCAUAG